Molecule: messenger RNA, 936 nt
Organism: Rhipicephalus microplus (southern cattle tick)
Lineage: Eukaryota; Metazoa; Arthropoda; Arachnida; Ixodida; Ixodidae
Source: RefSeq, a predicted model, not a curated record
CCUCCGGAGAGCCGCGAUGCGCGGGAGGUAACUGUGUGCGACGAGGAUGCCGUCAGCGUGAGUUCAGUCGUCGCGGGACGCCCACCAGGGCCCGGGAUACGAGCGUCCACGCUGGCUCGACACCGCAACGACGUCGUGGUGGGCGCCACCCGGCUGGAGCCGGGGCCGGCGCACCACGAAGUGCUCCCCGACAUCUUGAACGCGCACCUGCCGCCGCCGUACGCUACACUGGCUCCUCCACCUUCAUCGUCGGCCAGGCGACACCUACCACCGCCUCCGAGGCUUAGGCCGCCGCGCUGCGUUGUGGAUACCGAAGUGGCGGAGCCCAAGCAUUGCUGUGGCGUCCUGGUCACCCAGACCGUUAGCAUCCGGUGGUUCAUUGUGAUGAUCGCGUUCGUCGGUCUGUGCUGUGCUAUCGUGGGCACCGUGCUUGGUGCGCUCAAGGCGACCGGACGGGAACACCUCACCGUCUCCUUGCUCAUGAUCGGUGUCGGCAUCGUCCUGAUCACGGUGAGCGGCAUCGCGUGGCGGUUGACGGCCCACGAGGCCCCGUCGUGCCGCGCUAUGCUCGGACUGCGCGGCGACGAACCGGGAGGUCGCCGCUUCGUGCCCCGGGUUCCCCCGUACGGAGGGAGGCCAGGGGGACACCCGUACGCAGCGAUGCUGUACCCGGAGUUCCAGUACCGGCCACCUCCACCGUCGUACCAGGCCUCGAUGCAGGAGUACCGGCUGCGGCUUCUGCUCUUGGACCGCCAAGGCCCCACCCUGCCCACACCGGUGGCCCUGGCUGCCCACCACCACCACCACCACCACGCGGUGCCCGUGGUGCCGCCCGCGGUGCCGCCCCCUUCGGCGGUCACGACGCAACCGGCGCCCCCCAUGCUGUCGCCGGUGUCGCCGCCGCCUACCUACCGGUCCGGCAUGCACGCCAGGUGA